CGUCAGAGGUUAAGGUCGUGUCCUCAUUCGUCCUAGAAAUGGACUUGUUGGGGAGUCGAAAGUUUGAGUGAGAACUUUUUUCUUUUAAUGUAAGUGAUAAAUGGAUAACAAAACGCCUUUUGGAAAGAUUGAGUAAGGAAACGUUCAGUUGCUGAGGAAUUCGCGUCUAAAGAACAGAGUAUGAAUCCUUGGGACGAAAGACACGGGAGGAUUUCUCGCCACCAAGGCGAAAGCUAUCGUGGUUACUACCAUGAACAUUCCUACGAUAACAACCAUUCUAUGGAGUAUUAUGGUCGGAGUGGUGAAAAUUAUCGCGAAGAGUUUGGUAUUUACGAAACUGUAGAUUAUGUAGAAGAGGAAAUGUACUACCGCAGGAGAUAUGGUUCCCAUGACAGGUCUUACCUCAGGGAAGAUGCUUACUUUGAACAGAUUAACAUGGGUGAUUAUUAUGGCUGGACACGCGAAUGUGAGAGGCCAGAAUUGUCGAGAUUCGAAUCAGGACAAGGCAUGAGAACGAGCUUUAGUGAAGAAGGAAACGAGGAUCUCCACAGCCAGUGUGAAAAAAACAGUACUGAUGAUAGUGACAAACUUUGCUUCAGCGACGAAGAUCUUGACAGCUGUGUUGACAGCAUCUCUGUUGACGACAGUUGGUUUCAGACAAACAAAAAUGCGCCAGACUCUGCUCCAGUCAUCAGCUUUGUAGACACGUGGGAGGUGUGGCUUAACCAAAGUGCCAACAGCAAGGAAGACUGUGUUCCAUUUGAGUGGUUCUUGAAUGAUAACACAGGCAACUAUAAUAACACCAUGGUUUACUCCCUGAAGCAUUGUGAUUCCUGUGAAACUUACUUCACCAAGAAGUAUGAUUUCCUACAACAUCUAAAACUUUGCAGAGUUUAUCCAGUGUGCAAAUUUUGCAAAAGGUCCUUCAGUAACCGUGCAGAGUUGCAGAGACACAUUACUGUCAGCCAGCAUCAAGUUGUGACCCGGGAAGACUGGAGGAGAGUGUCACAGGCAGAGUAUAUUAGGCUGUGUAGAGAGGGCAGAGUUUAUACAAGUGAAUACAUUUCUGUUAAGCAGCACCUGAGUAAAAGAGAAAACAAGCAGAACUGGCAAGGAAAAGGGAAGGCGAUAUUAAAAAGUCAAAACAACUCUUCCUUAAAACAUCCUGUUGGUGCAGCGUCAAAGUUCUCAUGCUCAGGGACAGAUGAGUCAGGAAAGAAAGGUUCUAAUUCUAGUUCAGUGGACUGGGAAAGAGCACCUACAGAAGGACUAUUUUGUAACACAUCUAAAACAUAUGAUAGUCAAGCACAUAUUCUACCAUUUCCAGAUGCCUUAGAAGAGGAGUUUAAAAAGAGUUCACAAGAAAAAUUUGUGACAGAGGACUUAAAUAGAGUAGAUACAAAAAAUCUUCAGACUGAUGAAUGCAACAACAAUGGACCUAACAAAACUGAAAAGGAAAACAUGGCAACACAAAACCAUCAUACUCUAUUUUUUUGUCAGAUGUGUAAUACUUAUUUCAUAUAUCUAAAAACUUUUAAAAAGCAUAGAGGAAAAUGUAGUGGGAAAAAUAUUUGCAAGGUUUGUUUCCAGAAUUUCAAGAAUUUCAAGCUGCUCCUUAAUCAUAUAAGAAAAGAAAAACAUGCCGUGCAGCUAGGUACUACCCACAUAAGUGCAAAUCAGAAAACCUUUCAAAGGCUCCUCAAUGCCAAUAGAAUUGCGCCGGGUGAUGUUUUAGAAUACCAAGAAAAAUCAAAGGAAAAUUUAACAAAACAAAUAUCUGAAACCAAGGAAGUGGAAGGUACACUUUCCACAACACCAGUGACUGAAGCAUGUGAAGAACAAACUUCUGUAGCAGGAAACAUGCCUAAGGAGAUGAUAGCCAGUGGCAAAUGUGAGGGAACAAUCAUACAUGAGAAAGAUAAUUCAUCCAAGGAGAAAAGUAAGAUAAUAGGCAAGGAGUGUGCAUCAAAAGAUAGCAGUGUGAAUUUGCCAGGAGAGGAACAGAUAAUCAAAACCAUAGCAGUAGAAAAAGAGACAUGCAAUGCAUUGGAAGACAACCAAAAACUAGUGGAUAAAGUCGGCAUCAGCAAAGGGGAAUUUCCUGUGACUCCGUCUGAAUCGGUGAUUGAUCAUAUCAAACAAAUGCCAGUGUCUCCAAGUGACAGUGGAUGUCAGAUGGAUGAUAUCUGCCAUGACAUUGAUAGCCCUUUUAUUGGCCUAGAUAUCAAGGAGGAACUACUGGAAGAAAGUGUAAAUACCACCACCUUCCGAGCUGUUGAUGAGAGAGAUAUGCUUGAAACAGUAAAUGAUAAUACUUUAAACAGAGUGAGAGAAACAUGUAGCACAUUAACAGGUGAAAAACUAAAACAAAAAGAAAGUUACAAGCCCCUUCCUAAAUCUGUAAAAAUAGCAAGGCUGGAACACAAAACUUCCUCGCUCUCAGAGUAUCUAGAAGUGCAGAAACACCCCGAGAGACAGGUCCGUUGUAUUAAGCUAAGACGAAGGACAGAAUAUUGUCCUGGUUGUAUGGAAUCGGUUGAUGCUACAUCAGCCAUUCUGAAUACAGAAACCUUUGAAGUGUCAAUGUGGUGUAAGACUUGUGCUUGGAGUAUACUCUUUACUGACUUCUUUCAUCCACAGUGAAGUCAACAAUAAAUAAAUUUGUUUUGAUAAAGUAUUUAUUUUGUAUUAGUUAUAAAAUUGUGCAAACUGUUUUUGGGUUUACAUUACACUGCCAUUUUGAAAUAUUAUUAUUUUUAUACCAUAGUCCUUCCCGACUUUGUCUUUAUCCUCAGUUACAGUUGGUCAUUAUCAUCAUUAUUGUUGAUCAUCCUCAUCCUCUUUUGCCAUGGUUUAAAGUUCAUGCCAAAAGUUUUAAACUUUGUUUCCAUAUUCUGUAAGAUUUUUUUUCAUAUGUAUUAGUACAACUUUGUCUCUAAAUAAAAUGAAUACCCCUUUUUUAAGGUCACUUUUGUAUACAUAAAUAUGUUUAUUUUGUGUUUGUCAAUAUUUUUUAUAUGAUGCACAAUUUUUAUAAAUGUUAUUUCAUUUACCAAAUAAAAUAAUUUGACAUAAAUGUAUUAUCAGAAUAUUAUUACAUAAACAAAUUGAUCAUCGUCUCAAAUGGUCGCUGAUAAAUGUUGCUGUUCCAAGUGUAUUUUCCUAUGUAUGCAUCAAUUUAUUUCUCUGAAGCUGAUUGUGGUCAGUUUCUGAUUUGAUUGCUAUAUAAAUAGUAUUAUUUUGCAAUUCAUUUGAAUAGACUGGUUGAUCAUUCUUUUUAGUUUCUCUAUUUUAUACCUUUUCUUAUCAACCUUUAUUUUACUUUUUAAUACAAAGCUACUGUAAAAAACAAUAAUAAGAAAAGUAAAUUUUGCAAAGAUGAUUCAAUUUGCUUCACAUUCUUUCUCAUAAACUAUUGAUUUUAUAUUUAUUUAUUGUCAAAUGUAUUUCUGAUGAGACUGGGCAAAUACAUAUCUUGUAUUGUGAACUAUUACUUUAUGUAAUAAACUUAAUACAAUGAA
Penaeus indicus is the source of this 3521-nucleotide messenger RNA. RefSeq lists its product as uncharacterized. Gene Ontology annotation, molecular function: chromatin insulator sequence binding. The record is from RefSeq and is a predicted model, not a curated record. Gene Ontology annotation, biological process: regulation of transcription by RNA polymerase II. The transcript is spliced from 4 exons. Bases 181 to 2643 code for a protein of 820 amino acids. Gene Ontology annotation, cellular component: chromosome. Lineage: Eukaryota; Metazoa; Arthropoda; Malacostraca; Decapoda; Penaeidae.